UAAUGCAUUUGUAGAUAACGAUAGCUAAGGGCAAACUAGAACAUAUUCAGGACUUAAAGUUGGCGUUUCAGUCGGUGUAAGUAAAUUUUAUGGAUUUUAAUUUUGAUGUUUGUUAAAGUGUAUUUAACUGUCACUGUAACUUGUAAUUAUAAUAAAAGCUAAUUUCUUGUUAUGCGAGGUACCAAACUUAAUAUUUCCACGUGGACAAAAUGAAUACGGAAUACUCGGAAUCAGAUUUAGAAUUACAAAUAAAACUGCUCCAAGACACAGUCCAAAAGCGACAGAAUAAGACCCUUACAAUAGCUGUUAUUGGUCAGCAUGGCUGCGGAAAGUCGUCAUUUAUAAAUACGGUCAUGGCGGUGUUCAGUGGUGAAUACCAUGAACGUGCGCUUGUUGGGAACUUCGAAGAGGAAGGGGAGCACGUGACUCGUAGACUGACCAGAUACCCCAAAGAGAAAUACGUAACUGAAGACCAAUGUCUUAUAUACCAAUAUCCGACUUUAGUGGAUAUGAUGGGGUUUCAGAACGCGGGGGACGACGUAGUCAAAAAGACACUGGACUUGAUUUUCAAUGGAUGUCUCAAAGACCAAACCAAAUUGAGUAAAGGAAACCAGAACCAAAGAAACGUACUGGAGGAGUUGCAACAGCUCACCUACAAUGACGAGAACCACUCAAAGGUUGACAGAAUUAUUUUUGUUGCUUCUGCAAAAUCAAGAGAAUGCCCGACUGAGCUCAUCAAGGCAGUUAGAUCACAAGCAAUGGAUGGAAGAAGAGACAUCCCAGUGUUUGGAGUACUAACACAUGCUGACCAAAUAGAUGAAGAUGACACAGAUUUCCCAGAGUUCGAGAAAAAAUUCAAAAGCAGCUUAGGUCUAAACGCUAUGCGGUACCGUUUAUGUUCCAGUUAUUGUGAUGAAAUCCCUAGGGAAAAUGGACGGAAUCCAAACGUUGAAGUUCCAGUAAUGCGCUUCCUUAAUCAGGUCUUGGAUCCUGCUCGAGAAGCAUAUCAAGGGGAACGAGACGUGUUAGCUCAGCUGCGUGAGCGAUUGAAUUUCAAGUUGAGAACCAUUGUGGAAUUCCUGUUGUACAUGGUCGUCGUCUCCAUUGUCUUAUUGAUGAUGCCUCGUUCUUCAUACAUCCAAAAUCAAUGCGAUAAGAUUGUAAACAAGGCUGAUCAUGAUUUCCCAGAAAUUGAAUUUUUUUGUCGACUGAACUCGGAUGGGAAAAUUAUAGAUAAAACAGCGGUGUUUUCAUUUCUUGUUUGGGUUUUUGUUUUUUACAAUGUGAUGUAUCAAUUUAUGAAUCUUUAUCUGCGUUUUCGUCCAGAUCACGAAGAAAUUUUGAAUCAGAGAAUUAAAACAUUUUUCAGAAACAUAGUGCUUUAAUAGUGCUUUUGUUUUUAAAAGUUUUUGUUUAAGAAAUCUUUAUUCUCUUGUUGUACAACGCAUUAAAUGUGCAGACUAUUUUUGUCAUCUUAAUACUGAGAAAUCUUUAAGGGUUUAGGGUUUAUUUUGUGUGAUAUUAAAAUAGUAUUUAAAAUUCUGUUGUUUCAAUGUUGUAUAAAAAUAUUGUAUUUCAAUAUACUAGUAAGAACUAUUCAUAUUUACGAUCACUAGGCCAGCACUAACAAUGGUCAUUCAGCACAAUUAUGAUACUGUGUAUAAAAAUAUUAUUUUCAAUGUGCUGCAGAUUUGAUGAAUCUUAAGUAUGAAUACAAUAAAUUACAUAAUUGAUA
Magallana angulata is the source of this 1735-nucleotide messenger RNA. RefSeq lists its product as uncharacterized. The coding region runs from base 210 to 1385 and encodes 391 amino acids. The transcript has 5 exons. Gene Ontology annotation, cellular component: membrane. Lineage: Eukaryota; Metazoa; Mollusca; Bivalvia; Ostreida; Ostreidae. The record is from RefSeq and is a predicted model, not a curated record. Gene Ontology annotation, molecular function: GTP binding.